AUGGAAUAUGGAUAUUUCAACCCAUUUGUUUGUAUCCAUGAUUUUUAAUAUAGAGGAGAUUUCUUCGGGGAUGAUUCAGAAUAGAGAUUUAAGGAGAUGUGGAAGAUGUUUUUGAGUGUAGAGAAAGGGGGAGCGAAUUAAAGUGGAUUGGAUGAAAGAGAUGGUUUAGAUGGUAUUUAAUGUAUUAAAUAAUAUAUUAUCGUUAUGAACACUCAACUAAAAAUAUUACAAUUCAAGUAUGAAAUAGGACAGCCUAGCCAGUAUUAUUUCUUGAUUGCGUCAGGCAAGGAGCAAUAUUUCACAAGUACGUUUAAACUUCAACAUGGUCUCAACGACUUUAGAGACAAGUUCACUUUGUCAGUCUCACAAUUCAUUGACUUUUAGCUGUGGGAUUAUUGGGGAGAUCCUGUGAUGAAAGGAUUGGGGAGAUUGGAUAUUCAGAAGGUUCUGAAGGAACGUAAGGAUAUGCACAUAAUAUAAAUCUGGACUGAUGUGAAAGUGGGUGAGUUAAUGAUUUAACUUAUAUUUGAAGAGGAAAUGUUAUCACUUUAGUCUUCAUUAAAAGAAAAAUCAUCAUUUGGACUUCAGCCGAGCUUUUUGAGUUAGCAGGGAGCUUCCUUUUACGACAAUUAUCUUAAUGAUAAGCCUUUGGUGUAUAUGUCAGCUUCACGUAGUACUCAAUACAGACCCACUCAGUCCCCGGUGUUAUAGAUAAAAAAAUGA
Messenger RNA from Paramecium tetraurelia, 723 nucleotides. RefSeq lists its product as uncharacterized. The record is from RefSeq and is a predicted model, not a curated record. NCBI's taxonomy places the organism in Eukaryota, Ciliophora, Oligohymenophorea, Peniculida, Parameciidae. The transcript has 2 exons.